Molecule: messenger RNA, 2434 nt
Organism: Schistosoma intercalatum
Lineage: Eukaryota; Metazoa; Platyhelminthes; Trematoda; Strigeidida; Schistosomatidae
Source: the annotation of a GenBank genome assembly
AUAUAACAGAUUACAAAUUUCUUGUUUGUAUUUCAACAGUGAAGUUAUUUACUUUUUAUUUAAAAUUUGACAUGAUCUAAAGAUUCAUUAGAAAAAAAAUAUGAAAUCUGAUCUCAAUAUUAUAGAUGAUCAAACAAAAACUACCCUUUCUAAAAACGAUAUUAAAGUUAUUUGCAUAUUGAUCUCAAUGGUUAUACCAUUUUAUACUGCAGUUGAAAUAUCGACUUUUAUAUGUGAUCAGUUUACUUUCUACAGUUUCCUAACACAGCGUGGAUUACCUUAUGGAUAUGGUAUAUCUACUGAUGGAAAUAAUUCUACAGAAAUAAAACUCAAACAACACGAUGCCCAGAAGCAAACAUCAUUAGUACAGUCAUCAAAUAACUUUGCAGCAGUUGCUCCUGGUUUAAUAUCUACUCUAUUAGUUGGAUAUAUAUCAGAUCGUUUUGGACGAAAAAUUGCUUUAGGAAUCCUUAUAGCUGGAGAAGCUGCACAAGUGGUGGCUGUCGCUGUUGUAGUUUUCUUUCGUUUAACACCAUGGGCAUUAGUUGCUUCAAAUGUACUAGAAGGUUUAAUUGGUGGUGGUUUACUAUCAGCUAUUGCUCAAUUCUCCGUUUGUAUUACAGAUUUAACGAAUUAUGAUCAACUUAAAAAAUUUACAUCUAUUCCGAAAUCUGUGUAUGAACGUCGACGUUGGAUAUUUUUAACACUUAUUGAUGGCUUAGCUUGUUUAAGUUUGGCAAUUGCUAGUAUGAUUGCAGGUUCAUUAAUUCAUACAUAUGGUUUCAAUAUUACAAUGAUGGUUUGUAUUCUAAUCUAUUUACCAGUUAUAAUAUUGAUAUUCUUUUUACCUGAAACAAAUAAUGUUAAACAAUUAAAAUAUGAUACUGAAGUCAAUGUAUAUAAUCAUGAUAAACUAUCAAAUAAUGUACAUUUAACAAAAAUGAAAUUAACUUGUUGGCAUAUAUUUUAUCAGAAAAUUAAACAAACAUUAAUGACUGUAAUAUCUUCCAAUCCAGUUUUAAUAAUAAUCUUAGGAAUUCUAUUUAUUGUAUCUAUUUCGGCAAUGGUAGAUUCACCAUUUGUUACGGUAUACUUAAUGAGUGAACCAUUUUGGUGGAAUUCAAGGAAGCUAGGAUUAAGCAAUGGUAUAACAGAAGCAUGUUCAGCAUUAUUAUCUAUAAUAAUUGUAAAUAUACUGGCAAGAAUUCAAUUAUCUCAAUCAACAAGUAUGAAUAAUAAAAACAAUCAUGAAUUGAAUGAUGAUAAUGAUGAUGACGAUAAUAACCUAACUGAAAAUAAAAUCAACUUUAAGUUUCAGAAUACAUUGUUCAAUUUACUAAUAUUUGCAUUAAGCUUAAUGUUAUUAAAUAGAAUUAUGAUGACAAUAGUAUAUUUGUUCUCAUCGUUUACAGCGAAUAUAAUUGUUUAUAUUGGCUUAGUUCCGAAACUAGCGAAGAAUAUUAAUUUUCCUUUAUUGCGUACACUGAUCACCAAUUGGAGUGGGACUCAGCGAACAGGUUUGAUUCUUUCAUUCGCUUCCUUCAUAUCAAGAAUCGGUCUAUUAAUCAGUGUAAGCGCUUUACCUUUGGUUUAUUCAGCUACUCUUUCACACUUUCCUGGUGCUGUCUUUCUUGUAUGCGCAUCAAUGUUAUUUGUUUCAAUAUGUGCAGCAAUUUCACUUCCAUUCCUGGCGAAAUACAAAAACAUGAACGUGAGAAUCUAAAAAGAAAAAAAAUAACAAUUACUGGUUGUUUUUAAAAAAAAAAUUAAGAAUGAUGAAAGUUGUCAACGUCCCUUAUACAUUAUUGUAUAUUCAUGAGAUGAUAUGCUCAUGUAUCUGUUUUAUCAUUCUGAAAAGCUUUGAACCAAAAAUGACUACUUUCAUUUAUUUGAUUGUAUUUUUUGAAAUUACUCUAAAUUAGCUUAAUGAUAACAUGGAAUGAAAGGACAAAAUUUGAUUGAUUUAUUCAUUAUGAUUUUUAUUUAACAUUAAUUCUCUUUGACAAUCACUCAGUAUACUAUUUGUACCGUUUACCCCUAUAACAUUUUAUUCUGUCUAACAUGCCACAUUCUUGUAUGAAUUAUUUUUCAUAUAUGUGAUUUAUUCUGAUUAUUAUCGGAAAUGGGUGUACAAACCAAUAUAUAAACGAGUGUAUUUCCGACUAGACUGGUUGGUAUCGCUCGUGCUUUUGGAUAAUUGCGGAAUAUACUUCCCCGUUCCAAACUUGGACUUCUCUCUAGUUAGUGGGGACCGAAUGUAUCGGAAAUAUCUAGCUUACUGGUCUUUCGAUACAGAGUUUUAGUUCCGUUCGCAAACAAGGUUUUCUGCAAUUUUUGAAAGAUUUUCCAUACUGGUUAUGAUAUCAGCACCAGUCGGAGUUAUCGGUCUCGUGGUUUAGAGAUACAUCGCUUACGUGAAGUGCUUCUUCGAGUG